AUGGGCAGCGUCACGAACGGCAUGAAUGCCCACUCGUCCCUAGAGGACUUGCAGACCGAUGAGCAGCGUCGGGUUCUCGACACUGUCUCCAAAGUGCGCAAGUGUGGACUUGAAAGUGUUCUUUCCUUGCCCCAAAUUGUUGUUUGCGGUGACCAGUCCUCGGGAAAGAGCUCAGUCCUAGAGGCUUUGACCGAGAUUCCGUUCCCCAGAAACGACAAUCUUUGCACUCGCUUUGCCACGGAGAUCAGUCUUCGCCGAGAGCCUACAAGCAGCCUGGAUCUAAAAAUCAUCCCAGAUGAGAAGCGUCCCAAGCCCGAGCAAGAGAAGAUGAAGAGCUUCUCCGAGUCCAUCACAGACCUCAACGAGUUGCCAUGCAUCAUGGGCAAGGCCAUGAGCAUCAUGGGUAUCUCUGAUGGCCGGAGCGCCUUUGCUGAGGACACCCUUAGUGUUGAGAUCCAGGGCCCCGAUCGUCCUCACCUCACCUUGGUGGACAUCCCAGGUAUCAUUCAAUCCUCGACCAGAGGAGUAACGAAUGCCGAUGUGGUCAAGGUCGCAGGCAUUACAGAGCGCUACAUCAAACAACACCGCACGAUUUGCCUUGCCGUAGUUUCCGCCACCAACGACGCUGCCAACCAGCCCAUUCUUCAGCAGCGAACUCUGGGCGUCAUCACGAAGCCAGACCUGUUGAGUGCUGGCUCAGGCUCGGAGACCAAGUUCCUUGAGCUCGCUCGCAACGAGGAUGUCAUUUCCAAUCUAGGUUGGCACGUUAUCAAGAACCGAAAAUUUGAGGAGCACGAAUUUUCAAUUGAUGAGCGCAACCUCUCGGAGAAAAUCUUCUUCUCUACAUCCAAUUUCAAAACACUGCCCAAGGAGAAUGUCGGCGUCGAAGCCCUGCGGGUGAAGCUGAGCCAGCUGCAAUUUGAGCACGUCAAGAAUGAACUUCCACGGCUGCAGGCGGACCUUGAAAAGGCUCUAAAGUUUUUCUUCGCAGACCUCAACUUGAAAUCUUUCGAGCUGUGCAAAGCCGGCGUAAGUGGCCACUACGAGAAUGAUUGGUUCAAGGAGGGCAAGUCUCCCCUGAAGGACUGUGACAUUCCAAUUCGCCGCCUACGAGCCAUCAUCCAGUGGGCAAACACCAAGUUUGCCGAUGAGUUCCGUGAGAGGGGUCACAAGUACGAGAUUGAUUUCAACAAGUCCAAGUCCGUAUCGUCAAGCACUCCAAAGGUCCUUUCCAAGAAAGACGCCCUGAAAUGGGUGAAGACGGUCCUCCAACGUGCGCGAGGCACCGAGCUUCUCGGGACAUUCAACCCCAACAUGGUUGCAGAGCUAUUCUGGGAGCAGUCGGAGGCCUGGGAAAAGCUUUCAGUCGACCACAUCGAGAGCGUCGCUAAAAUGUGCGAGCUGUUUGUGUCCGCCAUUUUGACUUCCAUCACGCCAACGAACAUCAAGUCUCGUGUUUGGUCCUCACUCGUUGCCCCUGUCCUACAGCAGCGCUGCAAGGACGCCCUGAGUGAACUGGACAAACUAUUGGCUGACUCCAGGGACUUUCCCAUUAAUUACAAUAACUAUUACACUGAAAGUGUGCACAUCAAGCGCCAGAAGCGGAUGCUAGAGCAGUUGGGGGACUAUGCGAACGAGGACGUCGACGACGAAGAAUGGAUCGAGACCUCCGCCAAGGACGUAGUCAAGAAUGCCGUAUCCAAUUGGGGCAACUCUACCACUGCGGACAUGGAGGAUUUCAGCUGCGAGGAAGCCCUCGAUUGCUUGCUUGCCAUCUACGAGGUUCAGCAAAAGACUUUCAUCGCCAAUGUCACGACCCAAGUCGUCGAGCGGCACAUAGUCCGCGGUCUGCACAACAUGUUCUCGCCCCUGGUCGCCCUUGAUAUCCCAACCCCCAAGAUUGAGAGCAUGGUUUCUGAGCCCCCGGUUGCGAAGCGGCAGAGGGACUUCCUGACUGACCAGGCCGAGAAGCUGAGAGAGGGCAACAGAAUCUUCCGUGGUAUCACCAGGGGUUAA
This is a messenger RNA of Diaporthe citri, 2016 nucleotides long. RefSeq lists its product as uncharacterized. Gene Ontology annotation, molecular function: GTPase activity; microtubule binding; GTP binding. Bases 1 to 2016 code for a protein of 671 amino acids. The transcript is spliced from 6 exons. NCBI's taxonomy places the organism in Eukaryota, Fungi, Ascomycota, Sordariomycetes, Diaporthales, Diaporthaceae. Gene Ontology annotation, cellular component: microtubule; membrane; cytoplasm. The record is from RefSeq and is a predicted model, not a curated record.